UGGACUUUUCAACCGGAAGAGGGAGUGUAAACACAAAAUAGCCCGAGAAGAAGUAACAACAGACGGUUCUCCUGACGUAGUGUUACUGAAACAGCUGUUAGUGAAAAAACUAGGGAACUUAAUAUACGUGAAUAUAUUAAGUGAUACAAAAUAUUGAUUCGACGAUCUCAGUGCGUCGGCCGCUGUCGACAUACAUGGAUUGCUCACCAGCUAGCUGCUAGUUAGCAUUAGCUAAACGGCUAAAACCUCUACGCUGACAAUUUCGCGUUCGCUAAUUAGCGACCAAUGCCUCAAGAGGGAGAGCAGUCUCUUCCCCUGGUCCGCUCCCUGAACAGUCGGAUACCCGUGAAGGUGGUGUUUUGUAACCGCACUCCGCGCGUCCUGCGACCACUAUGGAUAGAUUUCCGAGGGGAACCUCAGGCAUUUGACGACUUACAGCCAGGGACGGGACGGCUCAUUUACACCUUCAUCGGUCACCCAUGGAUGUUCAGAGAAGCAGAGACUGAUGAGCCGCUGAGGGUGAAUGGCAAAGAACUGUUUCUGCCUAAACCAGCAGAGGGUGAAAAUGCCACAUCUGCCACUAUCACUUUACCAGUUUACAGCCUCAAGGAUCGUGCUCUUCAGGUUAUCCGCCGUCUGGUACGACCUGAGGACUACAGGAGGUUGGAAAUAGCACGGUGUCUCCAUGAGGAACUGGAAGAUCGUCCCAGUGCGUUGAUGGAUCUCCGUCGCAUGAACCAGCGAGUAGAGCAGCAUCUGCUGGAGAGGAUUCAAGGCCAGGAAGAAUGAGGUGUGAAACUGGAUGGAUACCAGCCACUGAUGGACAACAAUAUUGUAUUCCACACUAUUAAAAAAGGUAAAGAAUCUUGAGAAUAUAAGAUAAAAUGUGGAGUUGCUUCCUGAGAGAGAGAGCAGCUGUUACAAAGAGUUCUCCAGAGAACUUACAUGUCCAGCCAAGGACUUUCAUCUGCUGCCUUUUAUACUCAGUCUUUGGGAAAUGUCUUCCUCAGCAGAAGUAAAGAGGUGAUUUCUAGAAUGAGAUGCCAUCAUCUUCAAAUAAACAAUAUCGUUUGUCCUCUAAAAUGUUAUUGAAGCAUUUCAAUGUUAAUUUCUGGAAGACCACUAGAGAUAUGUGGAAUACAAGCCUUUGAUACCUGUCUGAUUAUGUGACUCUACUGUAUUCUGCCACAUUGACAGGUUCUGUUAUUAGUUAAGUCCCUCCCAAAAAAAUGUAUUGAUCAUUUGCAUGACCUUACAAGGAACUGACAAUAAUGUUUUCCGACAUGGAUACAAUCAAACUUCAGCCCUAAAUAUCACAAUUUCUAAAAGACGCAAGAUAAAAAGUACAUAGUCACAUUGGGAAGGAUUUUUAGAUAGCUUUAUGUCAUUAAUAUUCUUAUUGGAAAUGCCUGAGAUGAUCCAGUUUACUCCCCUCCAACAACAUCUUACUUUGUUAUCAGAGCUAUUAAGCUCAGCAGUUUAACCAAGAUUUUACUUUCAGCACUUUCAAUCCAGAAAUGGAUGUUUAUGGAUGCAUUUUUCAAGAUGGCCUAUUCUGGAAAAUUUUAGACUUUUUUCAGAAUAAACCUGCCAGUGUAAACAGGUAGAAUGGCUUCUAAAAUGUUGUCUUUCUGGUAAUUUUCCUAUAGAUUAGGAUGUGUGACACUGUGACUGAGGAGCGUAUGCCUUUUGUUUUUCCUAUUCUAUAAUUCUCUGCCUCUUUUGUUAUUCCGUCAUCCUGUUAAAUUCAUACUCCUGUUACUGUAUCUCAAAGUCUUUAAUUGUCUAUUUGUGUAAUAAAUAAAUAAACAAAAGAUAUAUUUCUUA
This is a messenger RNA of Acanthopagrus latus (yellowfin seabream), 1827 nucleotides long. It is a transcript of the gene vhl, whose product is annotated as von Hippel-Lindau tumor suppressor. The record is from RefSeq and is a predicted model, not a curated record. Lineage: Eukaryota; Metazoa; Chordata; Actinopteri; Spariformes; Sparidae. The transcript has 3 exons. The coding region runs from base 286 to 789 and encodes 167 amino acids.